UUCAUUUUUUUUUUACCCCAAAAAUGUGUCUCUAGUCUUUACAAGCGCGUAUCGUUUGCUGCCUUAUAUAGGUUAUCAUGGCAUAAACCCCUCUAACUCUUCACCUCAAUAGAGUUCAGCAGGCCUCCUGUCCAUUUCUCUACUGUGUUUGCAGAAAGAGAUUGGGAACCAAAGCUAAGCCCCUGCUCUGCCCUGCCAACCAAGAAACCAGUUGUUUAGGAAAUGGAGAAAGGAGAGAAUGCAAAUGAUUUUGGUCGUGGUCUUGACCACAAGGACGAUGAUUUCGACCCAAGUGCGCCGCCUCCAUUUAGGAUAGCUGAGAUCCGAGCCGCCAUUCCCAAGCAUUGCUGGAUCAAGAAUCCAUGGAGGUCCUUGAGUUACGUUCUCAGGGAUGUCUUUAUGGUCUUUGCAUUGGCAGCGGCUGCAAUCUACCUCAAUACUUGGAUCUUUUGGCCGCUUUACUGGGCUGCUCAGGGAACAAUGUUCUGGGCUAUAUUUGUCCUUGGACAUGAUUGUGGCCAUGGAAGCUUUUCCAACAGUACCCUGCUGAAUAGUUUGAUGGGGCAUCUCUUACAUUCUGCAAUUCUCGUUCCCUACAACGGCUGGAGAAUCAGCCACAGAACGCACCACCAGAACCAUGGGAAUGUUGAGAAUGACGAGUCAUGGGUUCCGUUAACAGAGAAGUUGUACAAGAGUUUGGAUCAGGGUACCCGGAAGCUAAGAUUCACAGUGCCUUUCCCCCUGUUUGCAUAUCCUUUUUAUCUGUGGAGCAGAAGUCCAGGAAAGGAAGGCUCUCACUUCAACCCAUACAGCAACUUGUUCGCCCCAAAUGAGAGGAAAGAUGUGAUAACUUCUACUCUGUGCUGGUCUCUAAUGGCUGCUCUGCUUAUCUACCUAUCCUUUGCAGUAGGUCCUAUCCUAAUGCUAAAGCUUUACGGUGUUCCUCACUUGACUUUCGUAAUGUGGCUGGACUUUGUGACCUAUUUACAUCACCAUGGUUAUGAGCAGAAACUUCCUUGGUACCGCGGCAAGGAAUGGAGUUAUCUACGAGGAGGGCUUACAACAGUUGAUCGUGAUUAUGGAAUUUUUAAUAACAUCCACCAUGAUAUCGGCACCCAUGUUAUACACCAUCUCUUCCCUCAAAUCCCACACUACCAUCUAGUGGAAGCGACUAAGGCAGCAAAACCAGUGCUGGGAAAGUACUAUCGGGAGCCAAAGAAAUCUGGGCCAAUUCCCCUUCACUUGAUCGAGAGUCUAGUAAGAAGCAUUACUGAAGACCACUAUGUCGAUGACAGUGGAGAGAUCGUCUACUAUCAGACUGACCCUGAGUUGUAUAAAUCUUUGAAGAGCAAGGCUAUCUGAUCCUCAUGUCAGGGUUCAAUCCAACGGGGGAUGUGGCUUUAGUACUAGCUUAAACUCUCUUUCUGAUCCUAAAGAACUGGACAAUUGCUGUCUAGAUAGAUAGGGGCGGUGGGGGGGCACUUAUGUUUUCUUAUUUUUUUUUCGUUUCCAAGACCCUUAUCCUUUUCAGAACAAGGGAAGAAGGAUGGAUGCAGUAGUUUUAUGAUGUAAUCUAAACUUUUGUAAAAGGUUAUCUUUCUGAAUAAUGUUAAGGCUUGAAUUGGCUACUCAAAA
Carya illinoinensis is the source of this 1635-nucleotide messenger RNA. Its product is annotated as omega-3 fatty acid desaturase, endoplasmic reticulum-like. The coding region runs from base 223 to 1362 and encodes 379 amino acids. NCBI's taxonomy places the organism in Eukaryota, Viridiplantae, Streptophyta, Magnoliopsida, Fagales, Juglandaceae. Gene Ontology annotation, molecular function: oxidoreductase activity, acting on paired donors, with oxidation of a pair of donors resulting in the reduction of molecular oxygen to two molecules of water. The record is from RefSeq and is a predicted model, not a curated record. The transcript has 8 exons. Gene Ontology annotation, biological process: lipid metabolic process.